GGAGAAGAUUUAUGUUACCGUGCGAGUGAGGCCUUUAAGCAAGAAAGAACAAGCAGCAAAAGACCAAGUAGCAUGGGAAUGUGCUAAUGACCAUACAAUUGUGCUCACGUCAUCCUCUCAAGAUCGAGCAAGUUCCACAGCGUCGUAUACCUUCGUCAGACAGAGUAUUUGGUGCAUCUUGUCUAAAUGAGACAGUUUAUGAAGAAGGAGCUAGGGAUGUAGCAUUAUCAGCAUUGACAGGAAUUAAUGCUACUAUUUUUGCUUACGGUCAGACUAGCAGUGGGAAAACAUACACUAUGAGAGGGAUAACUGAGAGUGCUGUACACGAUAUAUACAAGCAUAUUCAUAAUACUCCAGAGAGGAAUUUUGUAAUCAAGAUUUCUGCAAUGGAAAUUUAUAAUGAGGUAGUACAUGACUUGUUAAAGCCGGAAUCUGGGCCUCUCCGGCUUCUAGAUGACCCUGAGAAAGGAACUAUUGUUGAGAAAUUGGAAGAAGAAACAGCAAAAGAUGAUGAGCAUUUGAGACAUUUGAUUGGCAUCUGUGAAGCUAAAAGGCAGGUUGGUGAAACUUCCUUGAAUGACACCAGCUCUAGAUCACACCAGAUAAUCAGGCUGACAGUCGAGAGUAGCCUACGUGAGAAAUCAGGCUGUGUGAAAUCUUUUGUAGCUAGCCUCAACUUGGUGGACCUUGCAGGGAGUGAGAGGGCCUCCCAAACUCACGCUGAUGGUGCUAGGCUGAAAGAAGGCUGCCACAUAAAUCGCAGCUUGUUGACUCUCACAACUGUCAUCAGAAAGCUCAGUGUUGGAAAAAGAAGUGGCCACGUACCAUACAGGGAUUCAAAGUUAACACGAAUCUUGCAGCUCUCACUCGGAGGAAAUGCAAGGACUGCAAUUAUCUGUACCAUGAGUCCUGCACUCGCCCAUGUAGAACAAUCACGGAACACUCUCUUCUUUGCAACCUGUGCGAAGGAAGUCACCAACACCGCGCAAGUUAAUAUGGUUAUAUCAGAUAAACAAUUAGUGAAGCACCUACAGAAGGAAGUUGCUAGACUAGAAGCAGAGUUGCGCACACCGGAACCAUCAGCAUCAUCGUGUUCAGAGGCCCUUCUGAUGGAAAAAGAGCUGAAGAUUAAAAAGAUGGAAAUGGAAAUGGAAGAACUAAAGCGGGAAAGAGAUCUUGUGCAGUCACAACUGUAUGAGCUGCGGAAGAAAACUGGGUUAAAUCCAUCUGAGUCACCUCAUCAAGUAGCAAAAUGUCUCACAUUUUGUGGUCCAUCUGUUCGUGCUGUAGACCGAACAAAGAACCCAAUGAGGCAGUCAUCCACUGCCCCGACCAUGCUCAUGCAUGAGAUUCGCAAACUCGAACACUUGCAGGAGCAGCUCGGGCAGGAAGCAAACCGAGCACUUGAAGUCUUACAAAAAGAGGUGGCCUGCCACCGGCUAGGGAAUCAAGAUGCUGCCGAAACAAUUGCCAAACUUCAAGCCGAAAUUAAAGAAAUGCGUUCAGUCAAAUCUCUAACCAAAGAGGUUGGGGUGGAAAUUUUGAAAUGUGGCCAGAACCCUGGUACCAACCUUAAGGAAGAAAUCACAAGACUCCAUUCUCAGGGAAGCACUAUUGCUGAUCUUGAGCAGCAGUUAGAGAAUGUCCAGAAAUCGAUAGACAAGCUAGUGAUGUCUCUUCCAAGUAAUUUUCAGUUCGAUGAGACUGUUCUCAAACCAUCUCCCAAGAACAAGAAGAAGAAAACGCUUCCAUUGAACAUAAGCACAACUAUAAACCGUCCACAUCUUAUAAAAUCCCCUUGCUCUCCUCUCUCAUCUUCUAGUAAUGUGCUGGAAACUGAGGUGGAGAACAAGGCUCCAGAGGCGAACUUGUCUCAUGAGGCUGUAUUGUGUUCAGAGAAAGCUACUCCUACCAAGAGCGAUGAUGGUGGAGACAUCUCAUCGAGAGAAAGCACACCUCGCCACAAGCGUUCAAGUUCUGUGAACAUGAGGAAGAUGCAAAAAAUGUUCCAAAAUGCAGCAGAGGAAAAUGUAAGAAGUAUUAAAGCAUAUGUUACGGAGCUUAAAGAGCGAGUUGCUAAACUUCAGUACCAGAAGCAGCUCCUAGUAUGCCAGGUGUUGGAGUUAGAAGCAAAUGAGGCGGGAGGAACUGACGCAUCGGAGGAUAAUGAUCAUACUUCUGAGCUGCAUAAAUCCCCUCAGACAUGGCAUGCAAUCUUUAAUGAGCAGAUGCAAAAGAUCAUUGACUUAUGGGAUAUUUGCCAUGUAUCAAUAAUACAUCGAACUCAGUUUUACUUGCUAUUCCGUGGUGAUCCAGCUGAUCAGAUAUAUAUUGAGGUGGAGCUUAGAAGAUUGACUUGGUUGCAGAAGCACCUUUCAGAGGUUGGAGAUGCAAGCCCUGCUUAUACUGGAGAGGAAACCAUGGUUUCUCUCUCAUCGAGCAUAAAAGCAUUGAAACAAGAAAGAGAAUUCCUUUCGAAGAGAGUGAACUCACGCCUGACAGAAGAAGAGAGAGAGCGAUUGUACAGAAAAUGGGAUAUCCCCCUCGAUGGCAAGCAAAGGAGGCUUCAACUGAUAAACAAGCUCUGGACUGAUACUGACAAUAGAGCUCACAUCGAGGAGAGUGCUGAUAUAGUGGCUCGUUUGGUGGGUUUCUGUGAGAGCAGAAAUGUGAGCAAGGAGAUGUUCGAGCUGAACUUUGCAUUGCCUGCAAAUAAGAGGCCAUGGCUUAUGGGAUGGCAACCCAUAUCCAGCUUACUACAUCGACUGUGACCACAAUUUUCAGAAGUCAAAGCUAUCAUUCUUCAUAUAUGUGACGUCAUUCAUUAGAAUUUUUUUUUUCCUUUGUUCUAUCUUUUAAAAAAAUCAAUCGUGGCGUGAUUAGUCCAUCUAUAAUGCAAGAAAUGGAAGAAUAUGAGUUUGGCGUAUAAAGAUGUAAUUGUUUUUGGUUUUA
Molecule: messenger RNA, 2952 nt
Organism: Asparagus officinalis (garden asparagus)
Lineage: Eukaryota; Viridiplantae; Streptophyta; Magnoliopsida; Asparagales; Asparagaceae
Product: kinesin-like protein KIN-7A
Exons: 14
Coding region: 87-2771 (894 amino acids)
Biological process (GO): microtubule-based movement
Molecular function (GO): microtubule binding; microtubule motor activity; ATP binding
Source: RefSeq, a predicted model, not a curated record